Trichechus manatus latirostris (Florida manatee) is the source of this 2355-nucleotide messenger RNA. It is a transcript of the gene ASNSD1, whose product is annotated as asparagine synthetase domain containing 1. The coding region runs from base 330 to 2258 and encodes 642 amino acids. The transcript has 6 exons. Gene Ontology annotation, molecular function: asparagine synthase (glutamine-hydrolyzing) activity. The record is from RefSeq and is a predicted model, not a curated record. NCBI's taxonomy places the organism in Eukaryota, Metazoa, Chordata, Mammalia, Sirenia, Trichechidae.
UCUUUCGUUCCAUGGAGAUGCCCAGCUCCCGGGCGCACCCAGAGGACAGCACUGAGCUGGUCCCUUCCGACAACUCGACCCCGCACAGAGAGGACCUUAGCAGCAAGAUCAAAGAACAAAAAAUUGUUGUAGAUGAACUUUCUAACCUGAAGAAAAACAGGAAAGUAUAUAAGCAGCAGCAAAACAGCAACAUAUUCUUUCUUGCAGACCGAACAGAAAUGCUUUCUGAAAGCAAAAAUACAUUGGAUGAACUGAAAAAAGAAUACCAAGAAAUAGAAAAUUUAGAGAAGACCAAAAUCAAGAAAUCGUCAUCUUAAUUUCAUAUAACAAUGUGUGGCAUUUGUUGUUCUGUAAACUUUUCUGUUGAGCAUUUCAGCAAAGAUUUGAAAGAGGAUUUACUGUACAAUCUUAAACAACGUGGACCCAAUAGUAGUAAACAGUUGUUAAAAUCUGAUGUUAACUACCAGUGUUUAUUUUCUGGACAUGUCCUUCACUUGAGAGGUGUUUUGACUCCCCAGCCUGUGGAAGAUGAAAGAGGCAAUGUGUUCCUGUGGAAUGGAGAAGUCUUUAAUGGAAUAAUGGUUGAGGCUGAAGAGAAUGAUACUCAAAUUGUGUUUAAUUAUCUUUCCUCUUGUAAAAAUGAAUCUGAUAUUUUGUCACUCUUCUCCAAAAUCCAGGGUCCUUGGUCUUUUAUAUAUUAUCAAGCAUCUACUCAUUAUUUAUGGUUUGGUAGGGACUUUUUUGGUCGCCGUAGCUUGCUUUGGCAUUUUAAUAAUUUGGGUAAGAGUUUCUGCCUCUCUUCAGUUGGCACCCAAACAUCUGGAGUAGCCAAUCAGUGGCAAGAAGUUCCAGCAUGUGGAAUUUUCAGAAUUGAUCUCAAGUCUGCUGCCAUUUCCAAAUGUGUGAUUUUAAAAUCAUAUCCUUGGAAGUAUAUAUCUCGGGAGAAUGUUAUCAAAGAAUGUGUUGAUAGCCUGACUCAAAUUUCAGCAGACUUGCCUAAGAUUGUAUCAGUGGAAGCAAAUGAAGCCAAACUGUAUCUUGAACAGUCUGUUGUUCCUUUAAAUAUGGUGUUGCCACCAGCUGCAUUUGAGACUCAUUGCACUGACAUUUCCAGAGUCCCACCUAUAAGAGAGACACUUCAAGUCUGUCUUACUGACAGACACAUGAAGGAAGUGGUUCAACAGUUCAUUGAUGUCCUGAGUAUCUCAGUCAAGAGACGUGUCUUAUAUUUACCUAGAGAUGAAAGCUUGACAUCAAAUGUUUUGAAAACUUGUGAUAAGAGAGCAAGCAUUGCAAUUCUGUUUUCUGGUGGCAUUGAUUCCAUGGUUAUUGCAACCCUUGCUGACCGUCAUAUUCCGAUAGAUGAACCAAUUGAUCUUCUUAAUGUGGCUUUCAUGACUAAAGAAAAGACUAUACCAACUAGUUCUAACAAAAAGAGGAGUAAGCAGAAAAAUCAUUGUGAAAUACCUUCUGAAGAAUUCUCUAAAAACCUUGCUGCCACAGCUGAUGAUAAUCCUGAUAAACAAUUGAGUGUACCAGAUCGAAUCACAGGAAGAGCGGGACUAAAGGAACUACAAGCCGUCAACCCUUCCCGAAUUUGGAAUUUUGUUGAAAUUAAUGUUUCUUUGGAAGAACUACAAAAAUUCAGAAGAACCCGAAUAUGCCAGUUAAUUCAGCCCUUGGAUACAGUCCUGGAUGAUAGCAUCGGCUGUGCAGUCUGGUUUGCUUCUAGAGGAAUUGGUUGUGUAGUGACACAGGAUGAAGUGAAAUCCUAUCAGAGCAAUGCAAAGGUUGUUCUUACUGGGAUCGGUGCAGAUGAACAACUUGCAGGUUAUUCUCGUCAUCGUGUCUGCUUUCAGACACAUGGGUUAGAAGGAUUGAAUAAGGAAAUAGAAAUGGAACUAGGUCGAAUUUCUUCUAGAAAUCUUGGUCGUGAUGACAGAGUUAUUGGUGAUCAUGGAAAAGAAGCAAGAUUUCCUUUCCUGGAUGAAAAUGUUGUCUCCUUUCUAAAUUCCUUACCAAUUUGGGAAAAGGCAAACUUGACUUUACCCCGUGGAAUUGGUGAGAAACUACUUUUGCGUCUUGCAGCUGUGGAACUUGGUCUUACAUCCUCUGCUCUUCUGCCAAAACGGGCCAUGCAGUUUGGAUCCAGAAUUGCAAAAAUGGAAAAGAAUAAUGAAAAAGCAUCUGACAAAUGUGGAAGGCUCCAAGUCAUUUCCUCAGAAAAUCUUUCUAUUGAAAAGGAGAUUAAAAUGUAGUAUGAUUUCACAAUGUAACAUUUGCUGAGUGAUAGUUAUGUAAAAAUAAAAUACUCUGCUGCUUUAUUAUUAUGUAACUUAGUGGUUUUAAAAUUCA